AUGCAAGGCUCGAAAUCCCUACAUGUGAGCCAGAUUUGCUGUGCAACGUUAUGGUGUUUACUCUCCAGUGGGAUUAUAUUUGGUUUCGCUGCUUUAAAACCAAUAUUAAUAAGUGAAGGUAUAUAUUCAGAGUUCUGUCUUAACCCAGAGUCGAACCAAAUAGAUACCAUAAUAAAAAGUGCAAUAUGCUCUGCUCAAGAUCUAAAACUAAAUUUUAUUUUUACAGCUAGUGCUGGUAUCACAAAUAUGAUGGCAUUACCAGUUGGUUGGAUCUUAGACACAUAUGGCCCACGAAUCACAGGAAUAAUAGGUUCAUUCUUCUUAACCUUAGGAGCUUUGCUUUUCAUUUUCCAUGCAACAUUCGUAACAUUUAUAGACCCAUAUAUUUCAGGUUAUAUCAUGCUCUCUGUGGGUGGACCGUUCGUGUUCAUUUCCUGUUUCCAAUUGGCAAACAUUUUCCCCAGGAGAUCAGGGUCCGUUUUGGCUUUAUUGACUGGUGCUUUCGAUUCUUCAUCUGCAUUAUUCCUAGGAUAUAGAGUAUUUUAUCAGAAAGUUAAUCCAUCUUUCAACCUUUCGAAAUUUUUUACAUUAUAUCUCAUUGUACCACUAUUCAUAUUCAUUUGUCAAGUUACAAUUAUGCCACAUGAAUCAUAUAAAACAUGCGGCAAUGUGGCAAAAAUUACUGUGGAAGGUUUAGAUGAAUCAGGUCAUCUGGUAGAAGGAGAUGACGGAUCUAUGUUGGUCCCAGAUCCAAAUGAAAGAGAAUUGUUGAUAGCACAAUUGGAAGAUGAUGAACAAAGAGAACCAUCCCAAUUUCAUCGUGAAAGUGGCAUUCCACUGGGACGUAGGAAAUCUGUAUUAGAAACUUAUGUGGAAACCAAAUUAGAGGAAAAAUCAGGUGGUAUCUUCGGGGUAUUACAUGGAUAUAGUGUCAUUGAUCAAUUGAAAACGCCUUGGUUUUAUCUAUUACUUAUAUUCGCAAUAAUAUCAAUGAUAAGAAUAAACUACUUUAUCGCUACAAUCAGAUCACAAGAAGAAUAUUUACUUGGUGAUGAAUUAUUGGCAUCCAAAAUAAAUGAAAUAUUUGACCUUGCCUUACCAAUUGGUGGUGUACUAUCUAUCCCAUUUAUUGGGGUACUUUUAGAUCAUGUGAAAACCUUCAACGUUUUAAAAUUAUUAUCUUGUAUGUCUGUAAUUAUUGCCGUUCUGGGCCUAAUUCCAAAUUCUUUUUUCUUGAAUUUAAUCGGCAUAUUGGUAUUAGUGAUUUUUAGACCCUUCUAUUAUACAGUUAUAUCAGAUUAUGCUACAAAAGUGUUCGGAUUUGAGACAUUUGGGACCGUUUAUGGACUACUAAUUUGUAUCAGUGGUAUUUGCAAUAUGGGACAAAGCCUUUUAGAUCAAUUGACACACACCAAGUUUGAUAUGAAUCCAACACCAGUGAACCUUGGUUUAUUGUUGAUAACCAUUUUUUCAAGUGGUGCUUUAUUAAUUUACAUUAAUAUUCAAUUGAAGAAACAAAAUAGAUCUGUUAAUUUAAAUGACGAGGCCUUGGAACCGUUAUCGGAUCCUCACACAGAUUGA
Molecule: messenger RNA, 1581 nt
Organism: Naumovozyma dairenensis CBS 421
Lineage: Eukaryota; Fungi; Ascomycota; Saccharomycetes; Saccharomycetales; Saccharomycetaceae
Gene: FMP42
Product: Fmp42p
Exons: 1
Coding region: 1-1581 (526 amino acids)
Cellular component (GO): fungal-type vacuole membrane
Source: RefSeq, a predicted model, not a curated record